AUGUGCUCAAACUCCAAUUGCUAAGUGCUAUUCUUCAACUUGUACUGGCCGUUCUACACAAUUUUCUCUCUAACAUUCCAAAUUACUCUACUCUAUUUAAUAUCUUAAAUCACCAGCAACUCUUGAUCAUUUGAAAAUCUUCCUUUAUAACACGUCAUUUGUGCAGAUUUUUGUGAUAAUUUCUGCUUAUUUGGCUCAAUACAGGUUGCUCACAAAUAGUAACAGUGCCGCUGUUUUGUCAUUGGGUCCAUGUAGUUAUGUUAGCCCGAAAAUGUGUUUUAUAAAUUAUCAUGUGUAUAUCGCAUGCAGUCUUGCAGCAGGUUGUGCAAUUUCUGUGAAUGUUCUUUUCCGUUUCCUGGUUCUUGUAAGAAAUCAAGUAUCUCAGAAUCUUACAUAUUUGAUGAUAAUUGGAUCGUAUAUUGCUCCAUUAAUAGUUUUGGUUCUCCCAUUCACUGAUACCUGGGAUUUCAACUCCGUUCGUGUCUCCACAGCCCUCGAGCACCCAUCCUAUGACCUAUCCAUUUACUCUCCAUUUUCGGGAUUUUCCAAUUGUGGAAGUCCACAAUUUCUUUUAGCCACCCUACUGGCGCCUACGGAAUUCCAAUAGGUUGCCUUAUUUUGACUCGAAAAGUUCUAAUUUUGAUUCGCGAACAAACCACAAUGUCGGAAAAAACUAAAAAACAAGCACAAACUCUUAUUCAUGGAUUAAUGGUUCAAUCGAUGCUUCCAUUUUUUGCGUAUAUCCCGACAUUUUCCGGUUAUGUGUAUAGUCAAACUACUGGUCAAGAACUGCUGAUUUGCGAACAUUUAAUCGCGGUUUCAACUGCAUUACCAGGGCUUGUUGAUCCAUUUAUAUAUUUUUAUUUCAUUGUUCCGUACAGACAGGCAAUUCGAGAAUGGAUAUUUCCAAAAAGUCAACAACGGAGCUCUACAAUUUGUGUGACUUUGAACUCUGGUUUCAACUAA
Caenorhabditis elegans is the source of this 966-nucleotide messenger RNA. NCBI's taxonomy places the organism in Eukaryota, Metazoa, Nematoda, Chromadorea, Rhabditida, Rhabditidae. The record is from the annotation of a RefSeq genome assembly.